ACUGGAGACAGAGAGGACACUAGGUGGUCGUUGUAGAGGUUGAUAAGAGAGAUGGAGAUACGUGGGGACGGCACGCUCGGCUCGGCUCGGCGUCGGUACGCAACGAAAUACCCUGGCCUUCUAGAACUUCGCAGUACAAAGCCAAGCUGCUUCCUGCCUGCAUCGUAGCUUCAUUUUUACCCCAUUAUUUACCCCCCAAUCACCGAUAAUCAGUCAAUAAUUAGUCAAUAAUCAGUCCAUAAUCAGUCAAUACUCCGCGAUCAUCAACAAGUUGCUCAUUAAUUUCCCGACAUUCAAAUAUGCUCGACCAUUAAUUGAUUUGGCGAUUUGAAGCAGAAGCAUCCUGGAGGACAACGAGACCUGGGAGAUGGAUCUGGAGAGACUCAUUACCGAAGUGAAAGCCCGACCCGCUAUUUGGGAUCAGAAAAAUACUCAUUAUCACAAUCGUGAUGUCAUACUGAAAAUGUGGGGUGAAAUAGCGAGGGCAUGCGAUGUUUCGAGUGAAGUUGCCAAAUCAAAAUGGAAACACUUGCGUGACAACUUCCGGAAUGAACUGAAGAAGACGUACAGAGGAAAGCAAUCGUGCGACGGUGGCUCGCCCUCAGGUAUUGAGCACGAAUCAAAAUGGGUAUGGUUCAAGAAUUUGCACUUCCUGCGGGAUCAGAUGAAUUCACGAGUGAUCGGUUGCAACAUAAAUCAGCCAAGUCACUACUCAGCCUCCCUGGAGGAGACGCAGAUAGAGCCCCAGAUCGAUAUUCUCGAGGGCGAUGGAGAGGCGCACUUUGACGAUCUCGUCGACGGUGACUCAUGCCAAUCAAUGCUAACCGGUGAUGAUGUUAUACAGCAGAGUGGUAUACCCAUCAGAAAGCGAGGAAGAAUAUCGAGGAAACGUCUACUCCUAGAUCCAAUUGAUUGCGAUUACCAGGGAAUCGAACGCAAGCGUUACGAAGUUAUUCAGAGGCGGAUAUGUCAGGAUGACAAUGAUGAUGACACCUAUCAUUUUUUGAUGAGUGUCAGGAGUCCUAUGCGCAGUUUACCACUCGAGAGACAGAUGUACGUCAGGCUCAAGAUCCAGGAGUUAAUUCUCAACGAGAUAACUUCGUUACAGAAUAAUUCCAAGCUUCAUCAUCCAGCCAGCAGCAACACAGAGGGACAUAACUGUUCACCCCAGCCUGGAAACCCUAAUUACUUUAUGUCUUAACGUUGAUAGUUUAUGUCGUUUGUACACUCUGUAAUU
This is a messenger RNA of Fopius arisanus, 1237 nucleotides long. RefSeq lists its product as uncharacterized. Gene Ontology annotation, biological process: regulation of transcription by RNA polymerase II. NCBI's taxonomy places the organism in Eukaryota, Metazoa, Arthropoda, Insecta, Hymenoptera, Braconidae. The transcript is spliced from 3 exons. Gene Ontology annotation, cellular component: transcription regulator complex; nucleus. Gene Ontology annotation, molecular function: DNA binding. The coding region runs from base 368 to 1201 and encodes 277 amino acids. The record is from RefSeq and is a predicted model, not a curated record.